This is a messenger RNA of Sphenostylis stenocarpa, 888 nucleotides long. Lineage: Eukaryota; Viridiplantae; Streptophyta; Magnoliopsida; Fabales; Fabaceae. The record is from the annotation of a GenBank genome assembly.
AUGGGCGAAAAAUAUAAGCCAUGGAUCAUCUUUCUUCAUCUACUGAUAAUCACAUGUUCCAGUGGCAGCAGAGCCAGGGAAUUGGUGGGAAGUGGAACAGAAAACAAAAUCUUGGAAGCAAUCUCUGAUGAGAAUCAUGAAACAGUGCAGAGAGAACAUACACAUGUUCAUUCCCACAUGGAUCACAUAGACCCUUCUGUGAUGGUGUUCUUCACCUUCAAAGAUUUGAAGGCUGGGAAAACAAUGCCAAUUUAUUUUCCCAAGAGGGACCCUGCAACAUCCCCUGAGUUGUGGCCAAGAAAAGAAGCUGACUCACUCCCUUUCUCAUUGAACCAACUCCCAAACCUUCUUAAAGUCUUCUCUUUAUCUCCAAACUCUCCCCAAGCCAAAGCCAUGGAAGACACCCUGAGGGAAUGUGAAAGCAAACCCAUCAAAGGAGAGGUAAAGUUCUGUGCCACCUCUUUAGAGUCCAUGCUUGACUUCACUCAAACCAUUCUUGGCAUCACUUAUGAUCUCCAAGUUUUCACCACCUCUCACAAAACUAAAUCCAGUGUCACUUUCCAAAACUACACUUUCGAAAACAUAGUAAAGAUCCCAGCUUCCAAGAUGGUGGCUUGCCAUACCAUGCCUUACCCUUAUGCUGUUUUUUACUGCCACAGCCAAGAAAGUGAGAACAAGAUAUUUAGGGUGGCACUUGGUGGUGAAAACGGGGAUAGGGUGGAAGCCAUGGUUGUUUGUCACAUGGAUACCUCCCAAUGGGGCCAUGGUCAUGUUUCAUUUCAAGUUCUGAAGGUUAAACCAGGAUCCACUUCUGUGUGCCAUUUUUUUCCCGCAGAUAAUCUCAUCUUGGUUCCCAAACUGCAACAACACGGUCUUGCAACCAUGUGA